CGAUACUAUAGGCACUGUUGCUGCGGAGAUAACGUUACACGUAAAACGAUAAAAGUAAGGUUAUAAUGGACCCUUCUGAGGUCGAAUUCCUUGCCGAGAAGGAGGUAGUGAAGAUUAUCCCCAAUUUCAGUCUUGACAAAAUCUACUUGAUCGGGGGUGAUCUUGGUCCUUUUAACCCAGGGCUACCUGUCGACGUGCCUGUGUGGCUGGCCCUCAAUCUGAAACAGAGGCAGAAAUGCAGGAUAGUGCCACCAGAGUGGAUGGAUGUAGAGAAACUGGAGGAGAUAAGAGAGCUAGAGAGGAAGGAAGACACAUUCACCCCUGUCCCCAGUCCAUACUACAUGGAGCUGACCAAGCUGCUACUCAACCAUGCAUCUGAUAACAUUCCCAAAGCGGAUGAGAUCCGCACACUGGUGAAGGACAUCUGGGACACGCGCAUCGCCAAGCUCCGCCUCUCUGCUGACAGCUUCAUCAGCCAGCAGGAAGCACACGCCAAGCUGGACAACCUGACUCUGAUGGAGAUUAACACGACACGGUCGUUCCUGCUGGACACUCUCAACUGCAUGUAUAAGCUGCGCUCCAACUUGCAGCCCGGCUCCAGUGGGGGCAAAGCCCAGGACCACCACUGAUCUGUAUUUACGGACUAGACCUGCGCCGCAGCCUCUCCUUCUCCUCCAAGAUGGAGCAGACUUAGGCCCAGCUUUACUAAGCAUUUGCACCAGCUGCAAAGUAAAAUCAAAUCUGCAAUACGGAGAACGCGGAUGGAAUCAUGGAAUCCAGACAUUAAAUCAGAAUUCAACAAAAUUCUAAAAUGCAUUGAACUUAGUAGGGAAUCUUAUUGAACAUUAAUUAGCCCAAGUUUAUCAUAAGGCAUGAACAGAAUGCGUCAGUGAUUUGUAUUUCCUGCUACUUUCUGAAGAGUACAUUUCUGAUGUGGUUUAAUCAUUCUUGUGGACUUUUCUAUUAAAAGUGUUGUUUUUUUGAGUGAAAACACGAAACCUGGAAAACAAAAUGGAAAUUUAGAAAAAAAUCUAAUGGAAUCAGGCAAAAAGUAAAACCGAUUUUAUAGGGCCCUAAGUCUGGUCCUAGUGAAGACAGAGCUGACCAGCAGAUCUUUUGAAGUGGGAGCCCUUAUCUGAAGUUGUCAUGCCACAACUAUCUGAUUCCUUAGUACAAUGUGUUAUCUCAUUGGAUUUGUUUCUAGUUGAAGCUUUGGCAGUCCUCUUCAACAGGUCAUGGACUCCCUGGAGGAAACGCCCUGCUUUGGUCUGGCUGAUCCAUGUAUGGUUGGACUUUUCCCCAAAAAAUCUGGGUUGAUGCCUUUUAAAAUAUUUGUAUAAAUGUCAUGCUUAAUAGAGGUAACAGUGAUGGUUUAGAGAUAGAUACCUUGUGUAACAGGUUUCUAUCCAUGUAUGAUUCUGAAUAGACUGGUAAGUCUAGUUUGAGGAAGAGGAACAACAUAAUGUUAUGGAUGGAGGGGGGCAGGCCUACAUUGGGAAAUCAAAGAAGCAACAUACAGAACGUUAUAACAUGUUAUGUUUCAGUAUGUGUAAUUAAAAUAUGUAUAUAUUUUUGUUAA
Molecule: messenger RNA, 1579 nt
Organism: Salvelinus namaycush (lake trout)
Lineage: Eukaryota; Metazoa; Chordata; Actinopteri; Salmoniformes; Salmonidae
Gene: gins2
Product: GINS complex subunit 2
Exons: 5
Coding region: 66-629 (187 amino acids)
Biological process (GO): double-strand break repair via break-induced replication; DNA replication
Cellular component (GO): GINS complex; nucleus
Source: RefSeq, a predicted model, not a curated record